GCAAAGUGAUGUUGUCACUUAGAGUCAGUUAGCAGUAGUGGAGGCCCAUAGCAGCCCGGGUGAAGUGCUGGUGUCAUUUGCACGAGGACAGUGGUCAUUUGUACAGACAUGGAUCGUGUGCUGAACAGUGCAGACAAAUACAUCCUCACUCCGUAUGUUUACCCGGCCUCAUGGCCCGAGGACGGAGCUCUGCGUCAGAUAAUCAGCCUGUGGGUGCUGACCAACCUGGGGGCGGAGCUCAUUUACCUGGGCUUUGGUGCGCUUAGCUUCUACUAUGUAUUUGACCACAAGCUCAUGGAACAUCCACUCUUUCUCAAGAACCAGGUAAAAAAGGAGAUUCAACUCGCAACUUCCUCCAUCUUCUGGAUGAGCUUCCCCACAGUGGUCAUUUUCUUCUUUGAGGUCAAGGGUCACAGCAAGCUUCUUGACAACAUAAGUGAAUGUCCUCUGGGCUGGCCGGGGGUAUUCCUGAGCAUUGCUGGUUUCUUGUUUUUUACUGAUAUGUGUAUCUACUGGAUACACCGGUUCUUGCAUCAUAAGAGCAUUUACAAGCACUUACAUAAGAAGCACCAUAUAUUCAAGAUCCCUACACCUUUUGCCAGCCAUGCUUUCCACCCACUCGACGGCUUCCUGACGAGCUUACCCUAUCACAUCUACCCUUUCAUCCUUCCCCUCCACAAGGGGGUCUACCUCUCACUCUUCAUCUUUGUCAACAUCUGGACCAUUUCUAUACAUGAUGGAAAGUACCUCAUCCCUGGCCCUCUUAUAUAUCUGAUCAAUGGAGCUGCUCACCAUGUAGACCAUCACCUCUUCUUUAACUACAACUACGGACAAUACUUCACGCUCUGGGAUCAUCUUGGGGGCUCCUACCGACACCCCUCAGCCCUGCUGGGGAAGGGGCCACAUGACUACAUUUGCAGGCCCACGGCAGAGGCUAAACAAACACAGUGAUGAUGGAGUUACAGUCAGGAUUUUAUUUCUGGUUUAAACCACUCAGAGAGGUUUCUAAAGAGAUGCUCAGCCUGCAUCAUGAUGGAUGAGAGACAACUGCAUUAGCUGCAAAACUAUCCAUUAAGAGCAGAAAUUACCUGUAGAGACGAUGAAAAGACAAUUGAUUGUUUUUCCAAAACAGAACUGUGUGGUUGUUUUUUUUUUUACAACGGUUAAAUGCACUGCCUACAACUUAGCUGGAAAAAAAGACUGCACCGCUGUGAAUACAAAUGAGCUUGGUUGAGGUCUAA
Acanthopagrus latus (yellowfin seabream) is the source of this 1241-nucleotide messenger RNA. RefSeq names its product lathosterol oxidase-like. Lineage: Eukaryota; Metazoa; Chordata; Actinopteri; Spariformes; Sparidae. Bases 109 to 951 code for a protein of 280 amino acids. Gene Ontology annotation, molecular function: iron ion binding; oxidoreductase activity. The record is from RefSeq and is a predicted model, not a curated record. The transcript has 6 exons.